UACACUGCAUGCAUUGCAACGUGUGUUUAUGUACCAGUGGGUAGCGUCUUAUAAUAUCAGCACUAGCUAGUUCUAGCUAAAAAUUCAAAUAACGGAGUUGCACAUUUUAAAACCCGAAGAAAAUGAGUUCCCAAGUUCGACAGAACUUCCACCAGGACUGUGAGGCUGCUAUAAACAGGCAGAUCAACCUCGAGUUAUAUGCUUCCUACGUCUAUCUUUCCAUGUCUUAUUAUUUUGACAGGGAUGAUAAAUCCUUGCCAAAUUUUGCCAAGUUCUUCAGCACUCAGUCUAAGGAGGAACGUGAGCAUGCGGAGAAGCUGAUGAGUGUGCAGAAUCAGCGCGGAGGCCGGAUCUUCCUCCAGGACAUCAGGAAGCCUGAGAGAGACGAGUGGGGGAGUGGUUUGGAAGCUCUUGAGUGUGCGUUACAACUGGAGAAAAGUGUGAACCAAUCCCUAUUGGACCUGCACAAAGUGGCAUCUGAACACGGCGACCCUCACAUGUGCGACUUCAUCGAGACACACUAUUUGGACGAACAGGUCAAGUCCAUCAAGGAGCUUGGUGAUUGGGUGUCCAACCUACGUCGAAUGGGAGCACCUCAGAAUGGCAUGGCAGAGUAUCUGUUUGACAAACACACACUUGGAAAAGAAAGCACUUAAACCAAUCAUAUUACUUAGAUUCUGUUUGUCCACCUGGUCACCUGUGCAUGUGAUAUAUUCAGCAAGACCAAUUUGACAAAAAAAGUCAUAGCACUAUGAACUCAAAUAUGUAUAACCUCUAUACUCAGCUUUUCCUAGCUUGGAAAUGUAUUUGCAAGUUUGACUUUUAUUACUAUAGUACAACUGGCCCCUACAGUUAUACCAGUCAAAAAGGGAUUACAUACCAGAAAGCGGAAACCACUUAACAUGCUGCCAGUAAGCAAGUAAACUGGCAGGCAAUGGAGCUUACACAAUGUUAUUUGUGAAUAACAAUUAAGCUACUUUUAAACGAUGGGUCAUUAUUUGUACUUCAUCAGACACACCUUUUAUAAUUUGUUUCGUCAUAGACGGAUGUUAUGUAUUAAUGCUGGCUUGUGUAAAGCUGUUCAUUUCCUGCAUGACUUAUGUUGCUUUUCACAUCAGUUUUAUGUAGUUUCAUGAUCUAUGUCAAACUUGAGUCGGCCAAGCAAGAUUAUUGCACGAAUCACUCUAUGUAUUAGAAGGGACAGUUCUCAGUUUCAGCUCCCCAAAACACAAUGGGACAAAGUUGAAUUGCAUAGUUUUUUUGUUUGGACUAUAAGUUAUAUAAAAUGAAUUGUUAUAAGGGAUGCAUCACUUAGCUGUCUUUACUUUGUCUGCUAACGUCGAAGACAUAAGUCGAAAGUAAUGCAAAUAUAAAAUAUUCUUUUAAGGA
Hypomesus transpacificus is the source of this 1389-nucleotide messenger RNA. It is a transcript of the gene fth1b, whose product is annotated as ferritin, heavy polypeptide 1b. Gene Ontology annotation, cellular component: cytoplasm. Gene Ontology annotation, molecular function: ferric iron binding; ferrous iron binding. Lineage: Eukaryota; Metazoa; Chordata; Actinopteri; Osmeriformes; Osmeridae. Gene Ontology annotation, biological process: iron ion transport; intracellular iron ion homeostasis. The coding region runs from base 123 to 656 and encodes 177 amino acids. The transcript is spliced from 5 exons. The record is from RefSeq and is a predicted model, not a curated record.